Molecule: messenger RNA, 1592 nt
Organism: Phragmites australis (common reed)
Lineage: Eukaryota; Viridiplantae; Streptophyta; Magnoliopsida; Poales; Poaceae
Product: chaperone protein dnaJ 49-like
Exons: 2
Coding region: 132-1253 (373 amino acids)
Biological process (GO): cellular response to misfolded protein
Cellular component (GO): endoplasmic reticulum membrane
Molecular function (GO): Hsp70 protein binding
Source: RefSeq, a predicted model, not a curated record
AUCGGGAUCUGAUCCGAUCGGGCUGGUUCUUGCGGUCGCUCGCCUCGCCUGCUCGCCUCGAUCGACCGAGGACGGCGGCGGCCAGAGCCGUGUGAGAGCUCCGUCGCGCGGGCCAGAUCUGCGGCUGCACCAUGGAGGGCAACAAGGAUGACGCGGUCAAGUGCCUGCGCAUCGGCAAGGACGCCCUCGACGCCGGCGACCGCGCCCGCGCCAUCAAGUUCCUCUCCAAGGCCAAGCGCCUCGACCCCGCCCUCCCCAUUGACAACCUCCUCUCGCCGCUCCUCAACCCGCAAGACGACGCCUCCUCCCCCUCCCCCUCCUCGUCCUCUUCAUCAUCUCCACAGCCCCCGCCGCCGCCGACCCAGCCUGCAGCAGCUGAGGCUGAUGGGCUGAGAAAGAGGACGCAGAAGGGCAAGAAGAGACAGGAGGAAGAGGAGACGGGUGCGAGGGACUACACGGAGGAGCAGCUCGAGGUGGUGCGCCAGGUCAAGAAGCACACCAGAGACUACUACCAGAUUCUCGGCCUCGAAAAGGACUGCACCGUGGAGGACGUGCGCAAGGCCUACCGCAAGCUCUCCCUCAAGGUGCACCCCGACAAGAACAAGGCCCCAGGCGCCGAGGACGCCUUCAAGGCUGUCUCCAAGGCCUUCCAGUGCCUCAGCGAUGCCGAGAGCCGCAAGCGCUAUGACCUUGUUGGCUCUGAUGAGCCGGUAACAUACAACAGGAGGGCGGCAUCCACCGCCCGUGCAUACAAUGGAUUCUAUGAGGAUGACUUUGACCCGGAUGAGAUAUUCAGAAACUUCUUUGGUGGGAUGGCGCCGGCAACCACCAGACAGUUUGGACAGUUUGGGACGUUCCAUUUCAGGACCGGUGGGAUGCAUGCCCAUGGACCGCAAAACUCUGGUGGCUCUACCGUCAGGAUGCUUGUUCAGCUGUUACCUGUCCUACUACUGCUGUUGCUCAACUUCCUUCCAUCCUCUGAGCCUGUCUACUCCCUCUCCCGCUCCUACCCUUAUGAGCACAAAUUCCAAACCCCACGUGGAGUCACAUACUAUGUCAAGCUGCCUAAUUUCGAGGAGCAGUAUCCACACCAAAGCACUGAGCUCGCGACACUGGAGCGGCAUGUUGAGAGGGAUUAUUACUCGAUAAUCACGCAGAACUGCAGGGUUGAGCUGCAGCGUCGCCAAUGGGGGCUGUCAUACCAGACACCACACUGUGAUAUGCUUAAGAAAUUUGAGGCAGCAGCACAGUAAUUCAUCCAAUUGUGCAAGGUUGACAGGGAGACGAUAACUCUUGUUGCGUGUAAAUGCAUCCAAUACUUGCUCCAUUGGCUACCAGCUUCAAAUUGGAGGAGACAAUUAGUUUGGACUCGUAGUAAAUUUUGUGGAAUAUACCCACUGCCUGGAUGCUUUCUUAGUGUUGAGCGCAAUACCUUAGCUACUUAAAAAAGGUCAUGUAAUCAUUAAGUUUCAUAGCGGUUGAUCACAUGCAGACCUGUGCAUGUAUAUGAAGUAUAUCUAUCCCAUUUUUUCUACUGCUCUUGGAGAAUACUUGACAGACAAUGCAACUAUGAAAAAAAUGGUUCUUCAUUU